Messenger RNA from Helianthus annuus (common sunflower), 585 nucleotides. Its product is annotated as 60S ribosomal protein L37-3. Bases 159 to 449 code for a protein of 96 amino acids. The record is from RefSeq and is a predicted model, not a curated record. Gene Ontology annotation, molecular function: RNA binding; structural constituent of ribosome. The transcript is spliced from 4 exons. Lineage: Eukaryota; Viridiplantae; Streptophyta; Magnoliopsida; Asterales; Asteraceae. Gene Ontology annotation, cellular component: cytosolic large ribosomal subunit; ribosome. Gene Ontology annotation, biological process: translation.
ACGUAUAAAAAAGCCCAAAGCUUAUUGGUCCAUUCAACCACCAAAAAGAAACCCUAGUUCCACCAUAUAACAAACAACCCUAAACGUAUUCAGCUGCUGUCUUUUCUUUUUCCAACUUGUGAGAUCCGCUAGGGUUGUGUUCUUCUUCAUUCCAAGAAAUGGGUAAGGGUACCGGAAGUUUCGGAAAGAGGAGGAACAAGACACACACACUGUGUGUGAGGUGUGGCCGCCGCAGCUUUCACUUGCAGAAGAGCCGAUGCUCCGCCUGUGCUUAUCCUGCCGCUCGCGUCAGGAAAUACAACUGGAGUGUGAAGGCAAUCAGAAGGAAGACAACAGGAACUGGUCGCAUGAGGUACCUUCGUAACGUGCCUCGCAGGUUCAAGAGCGGCUUUAGAGAGGGAACUCAAGCAACCCCAAGGAGCAAAGGAACUGCUGCUGCCAGCACUUAGGUUUGAAGGAAGAUUUUAAUGUACUUUAGUGCUUCUGAAUUAUGUUUGUUUGGUUUUUAUCACAAGUGGAAUCUUGAUACUUUAUUUUUGUUAUGGGAGGAGACCAUAUGCUUUCUAUUUGAUUUUCUGCUCCACA